CUCUGUGUAGGCUAGAUUAGCCUUGAACUCAGAGAUCUGUUCCUCAGCUGCUGAGAUUAAAGAAAAGACAUUAUUGGUCCAAUGUCUAACCAUGGGGAUGUGAGCCUCCCACCCCAAGACCGGGUGAGGAUUCUAUCCCAACUUGGGAGUGCAGUGGAAUUAAAUGAAGACAUUCCACCCCGACGCUACUACCGCUCCGGCGUUGAGAUCAUCCGCAUGGCAUCCAUUUACUCUGAGGAAGGCAACAUUGAACAUGCCUUUAUCCUCUACAACAAGUACAUCACGCUUUUCAUUGAAAAACUUCCAAAACACCGAGACUACAAAUCAGCUACCAUUCCUGAGAAGAAAGAUGCAGUCAAGAAAUUAAAGAAUGUUGCUUUCCCCAAAGCAGAAGAACUUAAGAGUGAACUCUUGAAAAGAUACACCAAAGAAUAUGAGCAGUAUAAAGAACAAAAGAAAAAGGAAGAGGAGGAACUUGCCCGGAAUAUCGCCAUCCAGCAAGAGUUGGAAAAAGAAAGACAGAGAGUUGCCCAGCAGAAGCAGAAGCAGUUAGAGCAGGAGCAGUUCCAUGCCUUUGAGGAGAUGAUCCAGAAGCAGGAGCUGGAAAAAGAGCGGCUAAAAAUUGUCCAAGAGUUCCGGAAGGUGGACCCUGGCCCAAGUGGGCCUCUGCUACCUGAUCUGGAAAAGCCUUGUGUAGAUGUGGUCCCCACCUCACCCACGCAGACUUCAGACUGUAACAGAACCGUGAGGCCAGCUAAGCCACCCGUGGUAGACAGGUCCCUGAAGCCUGGAGCACUAAGCAUCAUAGAAAAUGUUCCCACCAUCGAAGGCCUGCGCCACAUUGUGGUGCCCCGCAAUUUGUGCCCGGAAUUUCUCCAGCUUGCCAGUGCCAAUACUGCCAAAGGCAUUGAAACUUGUGGAGUCCUCUGUGGAAAAUUGAUGAGAAAUGAAUUCACAAUCACACAUGUUCUCAUCCCCAGACAAAAUGGUGGGCCCGAUUAUUGCCAUACAGAGAAUGAAGAAGAAAUUUUCUUUAUGCAGGAUGAUCUUGGACUCCUCACGCUUGGCUGGAUCCAUACUCACCCAACCCAGACGGCCUUCCUGUCCAGUGUGGAUCUGCAUACCCACUGCUCCUAUCAAAUGAUGUUGCCAGAGUCUAUAGCAAUCGUCUGCUCCCCCAAGUUCCAGGAAACUGGAUUCUUUAAGUUAACUGAUUAUGGCCUCCAAGAGAUUUCCACCUGCCGGCAGAAAGGCUUUCACCCUCACGGCAGAGACCCCCCUCUGUUCUGCGACUGCAGUCACGUCACUGUCAAGGACAGGAUUGUGACCAUCACGGACCUUCGAUAAAUCUCAGUCACCAUCCAGGAAGAUGGCUCCUUGGAUAAAGACACUUGCCUCCAAACCCAGCAGCCCAAGUUCAUUUCCUUGGACUUCACACAUGAUGGAAGGAGAGCAACUUCCCCCAAGUUGUCCUUUGACCUCAAUUGUGCACUGUGGUAUGUGCGCACGCACACACACACACAUACAUACACACAUACACACACACACUAAAUAAAUAGAUGGAAUUUACAAAGUCUUACCCUCCUCCUGAGCUACAUGCCCUGAUCAGUUUACUAUUCUCACCCCCAUGGAAUUAAACUUUUAAGACAGAAUAGGAAAGGGUCAACACCAAUGGGAAACUGUUGGUCUUUUUUUAAUUUAUUAUUUGAAAAUAAGUCAUUUUAUUUUUUAAAGCAAAUCUGAAAAUGAGCAAAUCACACCAAACAACUAACUCAAAAAUUAGGAUGCGAGAGAAAGUACCUCUCUGCCCUCUUUAGACCCGAGCACUGGCCUUUGGGCCCUGUUGCGACUUACCUUCCAACUGGUUCAUCUCUACCUUUGGACUAAAUAAGGGCAUCUCUGCAAAACUGUGAAAGCCAUUUUGAAGGAUUUGGCUUUUUCUUGUUUGUGGCAUUACUGAGGGAGCUUAUCACUCUGGUGGGAAGUGCAUAAGGAGCUCACAGCCCCCCAUAAGUUGAUUUUGUUUUUAAAAAAGAAGUCUAUUAUUUAAUUUAAAAGGUUAGGAUGUUAUUUUCUUCUGUAAUAAAACAGUUCACUGUGUUGUGCUCUAGAGUGAUCUGUCUGAUCAUGGGCAGCAUGUAAACAUUUUAAAUGGAAUGUCUGAUUGCGGCCAAAUGGGAUGGUGUGUCCCGCAGUGAACUGUGUUGCCAUUCACUUGCAAUCAGUCAGUGUGGCCGGCCUGCCCAGUCUCCCUCCACGAUCAGGAAGUCAUCUCUUGUUCUGGUGUUGCCUCAAGUGGGUCUUCCCACUUUCUCCUCAAGCCUCAGCCAAGGCACUGAGCCUUACAGAGUCCCAGCCAACGGUGCAGUUGUCCAGUGCGCACCCUGCUAAGUCCACCAUGCUGGCUUUGUCUUCUUCAGAAAUGUCUAGGAUGGUGUGUGAGACCGUAGGUGACACCUCACUUUUCUUCAUGAACUGAGCUGGUGCUUAAAGGUCGCCUAGAAAUCUGUGACAUCAACAUGAGAGAAGAGCAAAUAUGUUGGAUAGUAAAGUUAAUUUUUUAACG
Molecule: messenger RNA, 2566 nt
Organism: Microtus oregoni (creeping vole)
Lineage: Eukaryota; Metazoa; Chordata; Mammalia; Rodentia; Cricetidae
Gene: Stambp
Product: STAM binding protein
Exons: 10
Coding region: 82-1347 (421 amino acids)
Biological process (GO): protein K63-linked deubiquitination
Cellular component (GO): endosome; cleavage furrow
Molecular function (GO): K63-linked deubiquitinase activity; protein binding; metal-dependent deubiquitinase activity
Source: RefSeq, a predicted model, not a curated record